AAACACGGAAGCGGAAGUGUGAAAAGAAUGGCGUUGCACUGAGCGGUUAGUUACACUUGUUUACAUCAGACUUUAUUUUCACUUAUUGGUAAAAGCCACGUACUGGCUUAGAGUGAGACAUAUUAGUCCAUCUCAAGGCUAAAGAAGAGGAUUUUCCAUCAUAACGGGAGAAAUGAAGAGCUCUGGAGUUUUGUUUCUGCACUUUUUGCUGUUGAUUGUGCCUCACAUCAGCUGCUGGAAUGAUGAGGCUGUGUUACUGCGUGAUGUCCAGGUUCUCACUCUCCAGAGAGGACGCUACACCACUGCACGUCGCUCCAGUCCUGUUCUACAGCUGCAGUGUGUUGGAGGAUCAGCUGGCUGUGGAUCAUUUGUUCCUGAGGUGGUCCAGUGUUACAACAGAGGAUCAGAUGGCAUAGACACACAGUGGGAAUGCAAGGCUGACAUGGACAACGUGUACAGGUUUGGGCGUGUGGAGGUCUCCUGUGAGGGUUAUAACAGUCCCAAUGACGCGUAUGUGCUGAGAGGCUCAUGCGGUCUGGAGUACACGCUGGAGCUCACAGCAGAAGGGAAGCAGCAGCACACGCACGGCACGUCUGGCUUCUCAGACUUUGCCUCAAACUUCUUCCAAGGCUUUUCUAAUCAAAAGCAGCAGCAGCAGCAGAGAGGAGGCCACUAUCAGCAGUCCAACAACCAGUAUCCCUUCCAGAACGGACCGUCUGGUGACGGAGUGGGUGGGCUUAUAGUGGUAGCUUUCCUUUUGCUGGUAGCAUAUGCUGUAUACAAGAUGUUUCUGUGCAGUCCUACUCACGGCCACCAAGGUUACCAUGGAGAUGGAUCCCAGGGAUACCCCGGGACCGGGGAUAACAGUCAUGGCAUGGAGCCACCACCGCCUGGAUUCAAACCAGAUUAUUACUCAGCAGAUCAGUCUAGCUCAAAGCCCGGGUACGGCUUUUCUGAUGCGUACACCAGACCUCAGAGUUCUUGGACUGGUUUCACUGGUGGAAACACUGGUGGACGUGGUGGGGGUGGAUUCUGGACUGGAAUGGGCACAGGUGGAAUUCUGGGAUAUCUGUUUGGCAAUCAGAGACGCCAGCCACCCAUGGGCUUCACAGGACCAUCUUACACCAACCGACCUUCUCCAGCACCAAAAACAAGCUCAGGAACACGGACAGCAUCAGGUUUUGGAGGAACUAAAAGAAGAUGAUUAACCAACCUCAGUUCUCAGAUUGGUACAUGAUCAACAGGCACAUUACAAAGAAUUACAAUGUUUUCUUCAUACUACUGUUCAUUUAUUGCCCAGACUUUGCUGAAAUAGACGUAGCACAUUAUUACUCUAGACUGGUUUGUUGUUGUUAUCUUAAAACAACCUGCCUUCUUUCAUUCUAGGUUUAACUGUGAAUUUAAAAAAUAACAUCCAAAAACAACUGAUUCGACU
Sinocyclocheilus grahami is the source of this 1435-nucleotide messenger RNA. Its product is annotated as store-operated calcium entry-associated regulatory factor-like. Gene Ontology annotation, cellular component: endoplasmic reticulum membrane. Gene Ontology annotation, biological process: regulation of store-operated calcium entry. The record is from RefSeq and is a predicted model, not a curated record. The transcript is spliced from 6 exons. The coding region runs from base 173 to 1204 and encodes 343 amino acids. NCBI's taxonomy places the organism in Eukaryota, Metazoa, Chordata, Actinopteri, Cypriniformes, Cyprinidae.